Messenger RNA from Camponotus floridanus (Florida carpenter ant), 750 nucleotides. RefSeq lists its product as uncharacterized. NCBI's taxonomy places the organism in Eukaryota, Metazoa, Arthropoda, Insecta, Hymenoptera, Formicidae. The record is from RefSeq and is a predicted model, not a curated record. Gene Ontology annotation, biological process: mitochondrial respirasome assembly. The transcript has 4 exons. The coding region runs from base 184 to 558 and encodes 124 amino acids.
UCCUCCACUUCUCUUUGCGUUUUCCGGAAGCGACAGGGACUGUCAGCCCUGUCAUCGUCAUCUGUUGCGACCGUGUCGUGUGACACGGCCGGUGGAGAGGUACGCGAAUAACGGUUUGACACAUCGCGUUAUUCGAUGAUCGUCUAGACCGCGAUUCCGAUUCGGAAUAUCUAGAUCGCGAGGAUGUCGCGCAUGAGAGCGGAGAAGAACGGGAACGGGGGCAAGUGCGAGGUUAGCGUAUGGACACGUGCGAUUACGGCGAACUCGGAAUGGCCGGACAAGGAGGAAUUUCUCGAUGUUAUAUAUUGGGCGAGGCAGGCGAUCGGUAUUAUUGUCGGUGUAGGAUGGGGCCUUAUACCUCUGAAAGGUUUUAUAGCUCUAUUGUUAUUCGUAAUAGUCAAUGCGGGAAUUACAUAUUUAUACUUUAGCAGUUUUCAACAAAUAGACGAAGAAGAAUUUGGUGGUAUAUGGGAAUUGACAAAGGAAGGCUUUAUGACUUCGUUUGCUGGCUUCCUGGUGACUUGGAUUAUUAUAUACUCUGGAUUACAUUUUGACUGAUUUAUAUUGUAAACUGUGGAUACACAAGGAGCAAUAGCUUUUCAUAUAGAUCAUUGCCGCUGCCAAAUUCAAUGCAAUAGUCAUUUCCUCGCAAUAGGUAUCGUUACAUAUUGAAUUCUUGCAUACUGUUACAUAUUGUUACAUACAAGUAUGAUAUAUUUGCCUGUAUAAAGAUCUUCUUACCUUCUCAAA